AUGGAGAAGAUCUGUGUAGCAGUUAGAGUGAGACCUCCUGUCACUGUAUCGGAAGACGCCACCGUUAAUGGAACCUCCUGGAAAGUAGAAGAAAAUCGCAUCUCUCUUCACAAAUCUCACGGCACUCCCAUCUCCGGCACCUCUUAUGCCUUCGAUCACGUGUUUGAUGAGAGUUGCACAAAUUCUAGAGUUUAUGAGCUCCUUACCAAGGAUCUCAUUCAUGCUGCAGUUGAGGGUUUUAAUGGAACGGUGUUUGCUUAUGGACAGACUAGUAGUGGAAAAACUUUUACAAUGAAUGGUUCUCAAAAUGAUCGAGGAAUUAUUCAUCGAGCUGUUAAAGAUGUCUUUAACAAAAUUCACAUGAUUUCUGAGAGAGAGUUUCUCAUACGAGUUUCAUAUAUGGAAAUUUAUAACGAGGAGAUUAUUGAUCUUUUUGCAGUAGAGAAUCAGAAGUUGCCAAUACAUGAGAGUUUGGAGCGUGGCGUGUUUGUUGCAGGACUAAAGGAGGAAAUUGUGAGUAAUUCUGAACAAGUGCUGAAGCUAAUUGAAGGAGGAGAAGGUUUGGAAGCAUAG
Messenger RNA from Dovyalis caffra, 573 nucleotides. Lineage: Eukaryota; Viridiplantae; Streptophyta; Magnoliopsida; Malpighiales; Salicaceae. The record is from the annotation of a GenBank genome assembly.